CCUCAGGCAGACGUCGCUCAGAGGACUCCCUCUCUGUUCCGCACGACAGAGAUCUCAUCGCACCUCUGCCGUGUUCGUCGUGAGCCCUCCUGUCUGGCGGAGUGCCGUCCGGCCUUGUGACUGAUUGGCUCAUUGACUCAUCGACUGACUGAUUUGGUCGUUGGACGUUCGCUGCCCUCUCACCGGUAAGCACAGCACGAGAGAUGACAGACAGACAGACAGACAGACAGACAGACAGACGUGUGAACGACACACUCACUCACUGCGCCAUUGUGUGUGUGGCGGUCUUCAGGCGUCGUGUGGGCUGCCGUGAGACCAGCGGGCGGCAACAAUGAGCAGCACAUCGGCAUCAGCUGCUGCAGGUGGGCCGACUGAGUGGGAGAGGGAGGGGAGGGCUCAUGUGUGUGUGGUGUGGUGUGUGUUGGCCAGGUGGUGGUGGUGGAAGUAGCGGUGUGGUUGACUUGGGGUUGGAGCCAUAAAUCACACCGCCACACACGACAAUGAGCAGUCGGUGAGCCAUGAUGCGGCCGCACAAGCAAAGAUCGUCAUGGUCUCGUCUGCUUCUCGUGAGUCUGGCUCACUUGAUUGGGUUUGACUUGAUUGGGUUUGGGUUCGGGCGGCAGCUAUACGCCCUGCCCGAGGCCCUCAUGCACGGCACACUCCUCCCCCUCAUCCACCGGCGCCCCCACACCGCACUCGCCGAGGUCAGCAGUGCCCUCUGCUGCACCUCACCGGCAGUCGGCACCGCCGUCGCGGCCGCCCUCAUCCAACAAAUCGACAGCAUCAUCGAACGCGACGGCCUCAGCGGCGUCAUCGGCUAUAGCCCGCUGCGCCAGUCGACCGGCGUCAGUCGGUCAUUCCGGCUGAUCCGGCUGCACCAUGUGAUGGUGACGAGGGGCGACUGGCGGGGCAACGUGCCGGUGCUGCGGAUCGCCAAGAGCUGUGGACGAGUGCAGCAGCUGCCGAUCGAGCUGACGGAUGACGACCUGCAGCAGGUGGGCAGCAAGGCCGUCAUCGACAGCCGGCCGCCCAGCAUCCACCAAUACGCCCUCUACAGUCACCGACUGGAUCGCAUGACAGGGCUGACGCGCGAUGCCAACGGGAGGGAGAUCCUGGGCAUUGGUGAGGUGGUGGUGUACACACAGCAGACGGUGCCGGCUGAGUAUGCGGACCGAUUCGAUGCGGCCGAUCCCCCGUGUCGACGUGAGAGAUGGGAAGGCAAAGUAGCGCAGGAGAGCCAACCUGAAAUGGAUGGUGUCUGCCACUGUUUGUAUGUGUCUGCAGACUGUGGUGCCGAGUACGGCAGCUUCCGAGGACUGAUCAUCAGGAGGUAUACAGCGACUCAGAUGAGAGAACACGACACACCAAUGUGUCGUGUUGUCUGCCUUUUCCCUCGGUGCUUUUUCAGUUUGGGAGAGUGGUUGUCGCGUUUGGUGUCGUAUGAGUUCUGGACUCCGCCCUCUGACGAGUAUCGUAGCAUCGGUGGCCUGAUGGCCGAGCAGCCGCCCCUGUGGGGCGGCCGCACCAUCGACCACAGCACCAUCGGCGACCCAUACCGACUCCGACUCGUCAUCUUGUGUGGCGACGAGGAGGGCGACGACUUCAUGGCAUACAUCAGGAUGUACGUGCAUGGUAAUGGGUCGGCAUCGAUCGACCUCUGGACCACCGAGGCGCCCCGGGAGGGCGGCAGUGGCCCUGCUGCCUUCCCGCGGGCAGUCGACAUCGCCCACAACAAGAUGGACGGCCCCGCCCUGGCGCUGCUGCGAAACAUCUGACGGAGGUCGAAUGAAACGACACAUGGGGGAAGGGGAAGUUUGUCCACGUCUAUUGCCUUUUCUCUUUCCUUCCCGGUGCAGGCACCUCCCCGUCUUUCAGCGUCGAGAGGCGUCGCGAGGUGGCUGUCGACCGACUGGAAUGGUGGUGGGUGGGGUGACGGGGGGAUGGCGUCAAGGGGGGCUGAAAUGGCUGGCAGUGGGCGGCGGCUGGUUGACUUUAAUCGGCUGGCGGACAGAUGGAUGGAUGAGUUGAUGUGUGUGCCUAUGUAUGUGUAUUUGCUGUUUUUCAUUCACUACUCUGUGCCAGGUGAAUGAGUGUCGGCCACGUCAUUUAUUCCAGCCACGGCACACGCAUCAUCACCCGCACACACAAAACACACCACCGGGGAGGCCGCGAGAUGGACCGAUCGGCCUGCCUUCAUCCGUGUCUGUGGUGUGUGGGAAUCCCUGCGUUCUUAAUUCCUCGUGUGUCGAUGUGGUGCGAAUAUUUAUCUGUCUGUUUGGAUGGACAUACACCUGAUGAACCGACUGGGUGAGUGGCCGGACUGCCUCUGUGCAUGAGCAUCCUUUGAAUUGAUCGAUGACA
This is a messenger RNA of Vitrella brassicaformis, 2361 nucleotides long. NCBI's taxonomy places the organism in Eukaryota, Vitrellaceae. The record is from the annotation of a GenBank genome assembly.